Messenger RNA from Spirometra erinaceieuropaei, 3317 nucleotides. Lineage: Eukaryota; Metazoa; Platyhelminthes; Cestoda; Diphyllobothriidea; Diphyllobothriidae. The record is from the annotation of a GenBank genome assembly.
AUGCUUCUUACUCCUGAAAUAUAUUCAUCUUUUCCAGCCCUUAGUCCUGACAACGAUGGUAAGCCUCCUGAAAAACACGUAGGAACUGUGCGACCGUCCCCUUACAGCUGGCCAGAUAGACUGACAACCAGCUGUAACGCCCCUGGACUUGGACAGAGUUGUUUGAACGUGUGAACACUUUUGGCGCGAGGACCUAGGGUGGAGAUGGCGUAGUCGCGUGUCGGUGAAGAUAACCGGUGUCCCUCCCUCUCUCUUCUGCCGAUUCAUUUCCGCCUCGUCGUACCGUAACGUAACGUAUCGUCCGAACCGCUCGCAUCCUUGCUACAUCGGCACUCCCUCGGCCCUUCCCUGCAGUUGCCCCCAGCGCUGCGCUCCCCACCGGGUUACUAGUUGGCAUGUUGGCAUCGUCUCUCCACCCAGACAGGUCAUUCUACAGAUGUAACCGUCCUACCUGUACUAUUAACGAUUAUUGUACGUUUCCCCGUGCAACCUCGUAUUAUUACACUUUAUCUCUUAUUCGACAUGUCUUCUUCAUCUGUGUAUGGAUGUGUAUCAAGGAAUGCUAACAGCUCCGUUCAGGUCUACCCCGGCCAAGAGCCCUUCUCGGCGUUCCCUUACUCCGGUGUGUGCUACCCUUGACGUCCUCGGCCGCUACACAGCAACCAGAGCGCACCGAAAUUUAGCCAACAGGAAAAUCAUUUCAAGGUCAGGCCGAUAUCAAAGUUCUUCAAUUGUCAUGAAGGACAUAUUAUUCAUGCCCCGAAAACUACCAAACUGCAAACUUCAAUUUUUAUAUUGUACAUAUCGUUAUUUUUUGAAAAUUUUGUUACCAUUUUCCCUUAGAACUGAGGUUUUUUAAUUUAAAACAAACUCUCAAUUCGCGUUCUUUAGGCUAACCAGACACCCGAAACUAAUGAAGUCAAAGUGCAGUUGAAAUUGACGAGUUUGUUUUACGUUUUUUUCCUGAGUUCCAUGGGGGCUGACAGUGCCCAAGGGGCGCUACAAUAAACCUAUUCUAUUCUAUUCUAAGACCACGCAUUCGGACACGUUAAACUCCAAAAGCCAUCUAUGCGACCAGGCACACAGUUUGUCGAUGUUCGACUGCAACUUCUUUGCGUCAUCACCGCGCUUAACUUCACUCUAUAUUUUUAUGUCAUCCGUGAACAUGAGAGCCUCGCAGUUCACUUUGCUGAUGCAGUCAUUAACAUUAAUCAAAUAUACGAUGCGUGUAACUUAACAGUGAAUAAUCUACUGAAUGCAGUUUUAUUCUCUCCUUAUUGAAAUGAAGCCAUUUCACGGACUGCAUUUUGUUUUCUCCUGAACCAUCCAAUAUAUGAAAACAUCAUCACCUACAUUUACUUCCUCAGCAGUUUUUUUCACUGCUAGCCCGAUGCCUGCCUAGAUUCUCGUUGACAGGGCCUGUAAACCGGCGUUCACUUCAGUUCAGUUUAUUGAGGGAAAUAAGCGCAAGUCCUUGAGUACUCUAUUGGAAACGUACGAAUGGGUGCGAUGUGCAGAGAAAUUAUCUGGAAUCAAGUAAUUCAAACGAACCAAUUAUGGUAUAAAAAGGGAGCGCUUCUCAGGGGACCAUAUCGAUCACUCAUCCCUGUUUGUCAUUUCUAAACAUAAAUAUGUCAAGAUUUUAAGUAUGUUUUUCACUCAAUGAGUUUUUAAUACUCACUUUUAUUCGUCAUAUACAAUCUCACAUACUCAUUCUCAACUCAAAAGCGAAAGUAUACCUAUUCAGUUUUCAGUUUCAGUUUAUUUCAGUUUAUUUGAUAAGGAUGAUAGGCAAAGCCUUCGAAAACCCUAUUGAUAACAUGUCAACUCGUUAGAAAUAACUGUACAGUAACAAUGAAAAUGUUCUCUAUAUACAUAGUACUUGAUUCAUUUGAGUAGCAUUGUCACAGAGAAAAAAUAUGUGGGGAACCGGGGUGUUUAGCUCAGAUUCAGACUGUCAAGAAAAAACAGGGGACACAAAUACUCAUCCAAGCGUUUCUUGAAGAGUGGCAGGGAUGUCGCCUCCACGACUGACUGAGGGAGAUCGUUCCAUUUCUCCACUACCCUUUGCGUGAAAAAUUCAGAACGAAGGUUCAGCCUGGACAUUGUUGUCCGUAGCUUCAUCGAGUGGCCACGAAGAUUGGGUGAGAGGUGCCACUGAAACAUGUCCUCAAAGUUAAGUCCAUGCUCAAGGCCAUUUAUUAUCUUGUAAACCAGGAUUAGAUCACCUCUUUGCUGCCUGUAACACAGAGGGAAUAGAUUAAGGCAAUUCAGUCUGUCCGUGUAGGAUUGGUUUUUUAGACCGUUUACCAUUUUUGUUGCCCUACGUUGCACCCGUUCGAGGCAUGCUUUGUCCUUUACAAGCCAUGGCCGCCAUGCUUGUAUGCCAUAUUCUAAGUGGGGCCGAACGAAGAUGCCGUAAACUCUCCCAAAAAGGUCUUGGUCAAAGGUAACGAACGCCCUUUUGAUUGCAUGCAGCACUCCCAUUGCGUUUUUUGCAGCCUUGUGGCACUGCAAUGUUGGUUUCAGAUUGUUCUGUAUCCAAACCCCGAGAUCCUUCUGUGACGAUUCUGCGGGGAGUCUUAUAUCUUUCAGAUGAUAUGUCCUCAGGCUCUGAUUUGAAUGAGAGUUAGUUGGACGCAGAUGGAGGACGGCACACUUCUGCACAUUGAAGUCUAGAAGCCAUUUCUCCGACCACGCUUGCAGUCGAUGAAGAUUUUUUUGGAGGGAUCUCUGGUCGUUAGGACUCUUAAUGACUUGCCAGAGCUUAACGUCGUCAGCAAACAUUAUUUUGCCACAAUCGAGUUCCUGAAGGCUGUCAUUAACAUAAAGGAGGAAUAGCAAUGGUCCCAGAACUGAGCCUUGAGGCACACCACUGGUCACGCUCACCCAUUCUGACAUAUCAUCACCGAUGCAAACACGUUGUUUCCGACCAACCAGGAACGCCCCUAUCCAGUUCAGAAGAUCUCCCCGGAUGCCGAUGGCGCUCAAUUUGUGAAGAAGGCGUUGGUGCGGGACAGUAUCGAAGGCUUUGCGAAAAUCGAUGUACACGACAUCAACUUCAAAACCCUCUUCUAGGGCCCUGGUCCAGAUCUCCAGACAAGCUAGCAGAUUUGAGAGGCAAGAACGUCCUCUACUACUACUACUACUACUACUACUACUACUAUUACUACUACUACUAUUACUACCACUACUACUACUACUAUUACUACUACUACUACUACUACUACUACUACUUCUACUACUACUACUACUACUACUACUACUACUGCUACUACUACUACUACUACCACCACCACCACCGCCGCCGCCGUUGA